GCGAGGCACUUCCGCGGUGGUGUGCGGCCGAGGGACGGCGGGGGAGCGCGGCGGCGGCGGCGGGGCGGCAGCGGCGGAGGAGGCGGUGGUCGGCCUUCGCGGUGGCGGCAGGGAUGGACGUGACCGGGCCUGAGACCGACUGGCGCAGCACCAACUUUCGGCAGAAGCUCGUCAGCCAGAUUGAUGACGCUAUGAGGAAGGCUGGUGUUGCGCAUAAUAAAUCCAGCAAAGAUAUGGAGAGUCACGUGUUUAUGAAGGCCAAAACAAGGGAGGAAUAUCUUUCUCUUGUGGCCAGACUUAUUAUCCAUUUUCGAGAUAUUCACAAUAAGAAAUCUCAAGCCUCAGUCAGUGAUCCAAUGAAUGCCCUGCAGAAUCUAACUGGAGGUCCCCCAGCAGGGGCGCCUGGAAUGGGCAUGGCUUCCCGAGCUCAAGGAGCACCGAUGAGUGGGAUGAGUGGCCUUGGCCCAAUGGGACAACAGAUGAGUCUCCCAGGGCAGCAGCAGCCUCCUGGAACCUCGGGAAUGGCCCCUCAUGGUAUGCCUGGUGUCUCUACAGCUACUCAGCAGACCCAACUUCAGCUUCAGCAGAUAGCUCAGCAGCAACAGCAGCAGCAGCAGCAAUUCCAGCAGCAGCAGGUGGCUUUGCAGCAGCAGCAAUUCCAGGCCCAGCAGUCAGCCAUGCAACAACAGUUUCAGGUCCAGCAGCAGCAGGCGGCAGCAGCGGCAGCAGCCCAGCAACAGCAGCAGCAACAACAGCAGUUGCAAGCCGUCCAGCAGCAGCAACAGCACAUGCUGAAACUGCAGAUGCAGCAGCAGCAAAACCAACAGCAGAUGCAGCAGCAACAGCAGCAGCAACAACUACAGCGAAUUGCCCAAAUGCAGCAGCUGCAGGCAGCACAGGCUAUGCAGGCACAACAGCAGCAGCAACAGCAGCAGCAGCAACAACAGCAACAAAUACCACAACAACAGAUACAGCAGCAGCCACCUCAACAAGUAAUGCAACAGCAGAUGCAACAGAUGCAGCAGCAACAACAGCAGCAGCAGCAGCAGCAACAGCAGCAGCAACAACAACAGGUUGCUCAGGCACAACAGUCUCAGCUUCCACCACAAUCGCAGCCUCAACCCCAGCCCAUGGUAUCUCAGCCACAGGCAAUCUCAGGACAAAUUCCUAGUCAGGUUAUGCCCGUUACUCUUACACCACAGCAAUUAAAAGCAAUGCAGGUAAGAGCUCAGCUGGUCCAGCAGCAGCAGGCAGCAGCAGCAGUGCAAGCAGCUCAGGCCCAAGCUGCUCAGAUGGGAGCUUCAGGGCAGAUGAUCACCGCACCUAUGGCCCGAGGUGGGAUGCAAAUAAGACCACGGUUCCCGCCUACCACCGCUGUGUCUGCUACGCCGCCAAGCUCCAUUCCUUUGGGCGGACAGCAAAUGCCACAGGUCAGCCAGAACAAUAUUACCAUGAUGUCAUCCCCAUCUCCUGUGCAACAAGCUCAAACACCUCAAUCAAUGCCUCCACCACCACAGCCGCAGCCAUCUCCUCAGCCAGGCCAGCCAACUUCUCAGCCAAAUUCAAAUGUCAGCUCUGGCCCAGCUCCAUCACCCAGCAGCUUUCUCCCCAGUCCGUCGCCACAACCAUCCCAGAGCCCGGCAGCUGCACGAACACCUCAGAACUUUAGUGUCCCAUCCCCAGGUCCUCUGAAUACUCCAGGAAAUCCAAAUUCUGUCAUGAGUCCAGCCAGUUCUAGCCAGUCAGAGGAGCAACAGUAUCUGGAGAAACUCAAACAGCUAUCAAAAUACAUUGAGCCACUCCGGAGGAUGAUCAAUAAAAUAGAUAAAAAUGAAGAUAGGAAGAAGGACCUGAGUAAAAUGAAGAGUCUCUUAGAUAUCCUGACUGACCCUUCAAAACGGUGCCCUCUGAAGACACUGCAGAAAUGCGAAAUUGCUCUGGAGAAGCUGAAAAAUGAUAUGGCUGUGCCUACUCCACCACCUCCCCCAGUGCCCCCCACCAAACAGCAGUACUUGUGUCAGCCGCUUUUGGAUGCUGUUUUGGCCAACAUACGUUCACCAGUCUUCAACCAUUCCCUUUACCGCACAUUUAUGCCAGCUAUGACUGCAAUUCAUGGACCACCAAUCACGGCCCCAGUUGCUUCCCCUCGAAAAAGGAAAUAUGAAGAGGAUGAAAGACAGACCAUACCAAAUGUCUUACAAGGGGAAGUUGCAAGAUUAAAUCCUAAAUUCCUGGUGAACCUGGACCCUUCCCAUUGCAGUAAUAAUGGCACAGUUCAUCUCAUAUGCAAGCUAGAUGACAAGAAUCUUCCAAAUGUCCCACCACUACAGCUCAGUGUUCCAGCGGACUAUCCAGAUCAGAGCCCUCUGUGGAUAAAAAAUCCCAGACAGUAUGCAGCCAAUCCCUUUUUGCAGUCGGUGUAUCGGUACAUGACUUCAAAACUAUUGCAACUUCCAGACAAGCAUUCAGUCACGGCACUCUUAAACACCUGGGCACAAAGUAUUCGUCAGGCCUGCCUCUCUGCUGCAUAACAUCUCACUUUCUAAAUUGUGAAGCAAGAAAGAAGAUCUUGACAGCUGGCCUCUUCCACAUGCCACUGGAAAAUCACAGGCAUUUUGGGGAGGGUACUUCAGAAGAAAGAAGCCUUAUGUUGUUUUGUUUCUAGGUGUCAGGUUCAGUAGAGAACCUGAUGUUAGACUUAGCUUUCAUGCUUUUUAUCUUCCGCCUCUGUGGACUUUUGCCAGCAUUUUCAAAUAUACAAAAUGUGUAUAUAUGGUUCUUGAGACUGUAUUAGGAUGAGUUUUUAUUGUCUUCUUAGAGAAGAAAUUAUUUGUGGACUUCCGUCAGGGAGUCUGGUAUAAGAGGGAGUAGGGAGAAAAUGUCCUAAUUUGCUUCAAAGUUUGCUCAGUGCCAGUAUUCCUUUCACAUUGUAUGUUUUGUGACCUGAUAAUGCCCCACAAAUAAAUUAGCUGCAACUAGAAUGUGCUUGCAAACUUCUCAGUGGUUGCAGGAAUCUUUUUGCCUAUUAGCUUUGCCCAGAGACAGGAUAAAUUGCAGCUUUUUAAGGCAUCCCUCAAAUAUGUGAGAUAAAUCUGGAUAAUUAUACUUUGGGGUGGGUGUGGGGAAAUAGAGCAAAAAAAGUAAUUUAUAGCUUGUUUUAAACACUACUUUGUAUAAACAGUUUUUGGUUAGCAUGGACCACAUGUUUUUCCAGAAGAGUGAGGUGAUGAGAAAGAAGAGAUGAUAAUGUGCACACUGACUUCCUCUAUAAAAUCAGUAAAUGUGUACAUAAACGUGGGGGGAAAAAGCCCAACAGUAUAAAGCCCUAGUAACACAAAUCAAUCCAGCAGGCUUGUAGCUACAUUUCUUCUUUUACUAAGGGUCUCUCUGAGGCAUCUGGCUUCCUUUGGGAGUUGAUGCAGUUCAGUGACAAUGCUUCUAUGCUACUUCAGUUUGUUUAAAAAGAAAAGGAAUAAUAACAACAUAGCUCAGGAGUAGAACUGACAACUAAUAUUUUGUGCCUUGAGCAAUGAUGGGCACUCACGUCAGUCAUCAGCUGCCUUAUUGUUGGGCACUUCUAAUGAAAACAUUUGCCAUGAGUAACUCUUUAAUUUCAUGCAUAAUGUGAUUGUUUUAUUUUCCCCAUGCUUAUAAUAUAAGUUGCUCACUCAAUUUCCUGGUGCAGAAGAAUUUCAGAUUUCACAUGUUCCCAUUAUAUCCUGCUCCAUCUCCCUGUAUUGUGCAGCAAACCUUAAAGAGUAGCUGGGCUCUCUUACAGUAGUGUCAAGAAAUUGCUAUGACCUUCGUAAAUCUGUGUGGUGUCAUCGGUUUUAGGAUGUUUUUAAAUGUGGGUACUUAGUAAGCACUGACUGAGGCAGCAAAAUGCUAUCAGUAUUUUGUACAUGAACUAAUGCAUUAUCUGUUUGUUUCUAUUGUAAUAAAUUUAUUAUUAUUCCUGUGUUGAAUGCUAA
Aquila chrysaetos chrysaetos is the source of this 3971-nucleotide messenger RNA. RefSeq names its product mediator complex subunit 15 (gene MED15). Lineage: Eukaryota; Metazoa; Chordata; Aves; Accipitriformes; Accipitridae. The coding region runs from base 114 to 2531 and encodes 805 amino acids. The transcript is spliced from 18 exons. The record is from RefSeq and is a predicted model, not a curated record. Gene Ontology annotation, biological process: regulation of DNA-templated transcription. Gene Ontology annotation, molecular function: transcription coregulator activity.